AUGGGGACCAAAUUCGACGUGACUCCAGAAAAGCAGGCCAGCGUGCCUCGCUUCUUCUACAAUCAGCUCACCGUCAAGCCCGUCAUGGUCCAGGGCGUCAGCCUUGCGGGCAAGACUGCCUUGGUUACCGGAUCCAACACGGGAGUGGGCCUGGAAACCAGCCGGCAGCUCCUCGACCUGGGACUGAGUAAGCUCAUUCUUGCAGUCCGCAGUGAAGAGAGAGGUCAGACGGCGAAGAAGAAGUUAUCUGCUGGCCGGAAUCUGUCCGACGAUACGCACCAAGAGCCUCCCCGGCUAGAUAUCGUCGUGCUGAACAUCGGUCUCGGCAAUGCGACACGAGUCUUUAACCCUAAAACGGACCAUGAUGAGAUGAUCCAGGUUAAUUAUCUCUCGACAGCCCUACUGGCAAUUCUACUGCUCCCGGUGGUUAAAGAAAAACGCGCCGCGCAAGGGGGUCCGAGUCGAAUUACGAUCGUCUCAUCGGAGGUCUCUGCGUGGACAGCCUUUAAGGAGAAGAACAGCUUUCCGCUGCUGGCAUCGCUCGACCGGAAAAUCGCUAAGGUAGACCCCCUGGAUCGGAUGAUGGUUUCUAAGCUGCUGGGACAGUUCUUCCUGUCAUAUUUGGCCUCUAUUAUCCCUCCUUCUGUGGUGGUCAUUAAUGCCGCGUCGCCGGGCUCUGUCUACGAUUCCGAGUUUAACCGUGAGCAUGAUAAGACUUUUUCCGGAGCGAUCGCGAAAGUCGUGAUGCGCCGGCUGGCUAACACCGCUGCUGUUGGAGCCCGAAUGAUCACCGAUGCAGCCGUUAAACAUGGCCAGGAGACGCAUGGCGAGUUCCUCUCCUUUCAGAAAAUUGUGCCGUUGGCACCGAUCAUUUACACUGCAGAGGGAAAGAAGAUCUCGGAACAGCUCUGGAAGGAGACUAAGGAAGAACUAGCCUUUGCAAAUGUGGAGGAGAUUCUUAAGACUAUUUCGGAGUAG
Molecule: messenger RNA, 978 nt
Organism: Penicillium robsamsonii
Lineage: Eukaryota; Fungi; Ascomycota; Eurotiomycetes; Eurotiales; Aspergillaceae
Product: Short-chain dehydrogenase/reductase SDR
Exons: 3
Coding region: 1-978 (325 amino acids)
Source: RefSeq, a predicted model, not a curated record